Molecule: messenger RNA, 459 nt
Organism: Physeter macrocephalus (sperm whale)
Lineage: Eukaryota; Metazoa; Chordata; Mammalia; Artiodactyla; Physeteridae
Product: histone H2A type 1
Exons: 1
Coding region: 15-407 (130 amino acids)
Biological process (GO): heterochromatin formation
Cellular component (GO): chromatin; nucleosome
Molecular function (GO): DNA binding; structural constituent of chromatin; protein heterodimerization activity
Source: RefSeq, a predicted model, not a curated record
GUAAGCAUUGUACUAUGUCUGGACGUGGCAAGCAAGGCGGCAAAGCUCGCGCCAAGGCUAAGACCCGCUCCUCGCGGGCCGGCCUCCAGUUUCCCGUGGGCCGAGUGCACCGCCUGCUCCGCAAAGGUAACUACGCCGAGCGGGUCGGGGCCGGCGCGCCGGUGUAUCUGGCCGCGGUACUGGAGUACCUGACGGCCGAGAUCCUGGAGCUGGCGGGCAACGCGGCCCGCGACAAUAAGAAGACGCGCAUCAUCCCGCGCCACCUGCAGCUGGCCAUCCGUAACGACGAAGAGCUCAACAAGCUGCUAGGCAAAGUCACCAUCGCUCAGGGCGGCGUCCUGCCCAACAUCCAGGCCGUGCUGCUGCCCAAGAAGACUGAGAGCCACCACAAGGCCAAGGGCAAGUAAGGUCUGAAUUAAUACUCUAAUCUCUAAGAACAAAGGCUCUUUUCAGAGCCAC